Sycon ciliatum is the source of this 1445-nucleotide messenger RNA. RefSeq lists its product as uncharacterized. The record is from RefSeq and is a predicted model, not a curated record. The transcript has 5 exons. The coding region runs from base 351 to 686 and encodes 111 amino acids. Lineage: Eukaryota; Metazoa; Porifera; Calcarea; Leucosolenida; Sycettidae.
AAGUGCUACUCAAUCUGGUCAAUACCCUGCGCAGCGGCUUGUCUACGUCUAGGCCCCAAUGUCGAAAAGACGUCUGUUUUAGAGGAGCACAACGUUGUGAGACUGGCCACGUUCUCACUCUCAGGUGGAUGACCAGUGACCUGCAGCUGCAGAAGUGAACACAGGUCUGGUGGCAAUUCUAACGUGGUCUGUAGUGUAGCCAUCAGGCAUCACCUGGUUAACAACAAGUGUGCGUUGAAACCUGCGCAGCAGCGAGGCCGCUCGUAGGGUUACGGAAAAGUGGAGACACACCGAACGCUGAGCAGGCUACAGAACACUGAACAGAAGUAGGCUUGCGAGUGUCAGAAGGGAUGGCAGUUAGCGUGCUAAUGUUGAUCCUGGGCCUCACAUAUACUGCAUCUGCACAGUCACUGGCUACAAAGCUCACACCACAACAGUUAGAGAUCAUCAAGAGGACUGGCCACCAUCCCGAUGUAGUUCUCUACCCACCAAUAGAGAAGAUUGUUCUCCCAAUGCCUACUAUUCACCCUGUCAACACUGUUGACGAGAACACGUUCUCAUCAGGCACUAUCGCCGGAAUAGCGUGUGGCAGCGUCAUCCUGCUAGUGGACCUUGCCAUUGUCUACUAUGUCUGGAAGAACCGAGAGAGUGACCACGUCGUCUCCAGUGCUAGCAGUGAGAAGUGAACGAGGAACAUCGGCAGCUCUGCCGUCACCCCGAUGUCAUCGGGCCAAGCGCUGGCCAAGUCGCCUCCAGCCGCAGUGUGGACUGCCUGACGGCGGUCUGGGAGAAUGUUUCGCACUCGUCCAGUGAAUGCACUCAGCUGCCUCUCCAAACGGAUAGCCUCACGGAGAGCCCGAAUGAUGUAGCUGAUGCUUGGAUUGCGAAGUAACUUGAACUAGACUAGCAAUACGAGAGCUUAGCCGGGAUAGAAGAGAAAAAGCUGAACAAGUUUGCCGUUCAAGCAGGAAGAGCGCAAGUGAGCACUUUGAACAUUCAUUUUAUGAUCAAGCCUGCAUGCAUCCGAGUUGUAUCUCUUCUGUAUUUUCUCUCUCUCUCUCUCUCUCUCUCUCUCUCUCUCUCUCUCUCUCUCUCUCUCUCUCUCUCUCUCUCUCUCUCUCUCUCUCUCUCUCUCUCUAUCUAUCUAUCUGUCUCUCUCUCCCUUCCUCCCUCUCUCUAUACCAGCAUUCUUUUUUUCUUCAUAAUGUGCUCCUGGUCGUGGCUUCUGGCUGUACAUCCCAGAGGAACACAUUCGCUUUUUAUCAUUUUGUUCUAAAACAUUAACCUGAACCUUUUUUAACCUGAACAUUUUUCUAUGCCCACUUUUCCUAAGAUGGGCAUGCGUUGACGCUAUGUCUCUCAGCACCUGCAUCCAUAUUAUAGUGCGGCAUUGGACCCGGUGCAAGUUGCCGCGCAGUUAUGUGCUGUUCUGCGCUGUUCCUCAA